AUGGACAACUUCCUCACAUGAAACGGAGAUAGAAGACGAAUGAUUCAAGGAGUAGUAGUAUGAAAUUUAAACAUGCGCAUAUUCAACCAGAAGCAGAAUCUAAUUAGAGAUUACAUUCUGAUAGUGUGGAGAUAUCGGACUUGUACAGACAAAAUAUAACAUUUACAAUUACAAGAGUUAGUUUAACUAAAAUACUCUUUAUGUGAUUUGACACUCUUAUAGUGUUAUAUUUAUAUGAAUUAAACCUUUCUUCUGAUGGGUAUUACUCGUGACACUUAAACCUUGUCAGAGGGAGAAGCACUAUAAUGGACAAUGCCCUACAAAAAGAAAGGUCGUGGCAUUGAAUACCAUGAGAGUAAUGACUACAUACCUCUAGAUAUGAUAUCAGCAACAUUUUACACAGUUAAUGAACAAGUACAAACGAAAUGAAUUGAAUGAAUGAAUUUUGAAUCAUACGUUCGUGUGUUAUGAAGUAUUUUUUAUCAAUUAAGAUCAGGCUGUGUGUAGUACACAAUGCCUGGUCGGCAUUAUGGAGGUAAUUAGUAAGACGGACACGCUGAUUCAAAUGUCAAGUUCAUUAAAAUAGAGUAAACUUGACAAGCGCAUGUUGCAUAUAUAAAUCAGAUAGCAUAACAACAUACACAUUCUUAAAUAUACUGAUGUUCAACUAUAAAGUUUAUUAAUUUACAAGUGUAUUUAACCUGGAUUGCUAUUAUUUUGUGGGGAAACUUACUACUAAAUUCGAUUGAAUAAAACCUCGGGCUUUGAUAAAAAAAUCAAGAUGCAUUGAGUGUCAAAAGAAUGGCGAGACUAUUAUACAAGGGUAUUGUUGUAAUGGAGAAGGAAAUUGAGGCUAUUGAAAAGAUGGAAAUAAGAGAAGAUGAUAUAUGGGUAUGCACGUUUCCGAGAUCAGGAACAACCAUGACACAAGAAAUGGUUUAUCUCAUCCAGACUUUAGACUUUGACACGGCGAACAAGGUGCAACUAGAUGAGCGUUUUCCAAUUUUAGAGGUUAAAGAUAAAAGAUUCCCAUACUACAGGGGAGUAACAUAUAUUGAACAGCUUAAAUCACCACGAAUGAUCAAAACACAUUUACAUCACAGUCUCUUACCAGAACAGCUUCAGAGAGGAAAGGGAAAGAUAAUCUAUAUGGUCCGCAAUCCAAAAGAUGUUAUCACUUCAUUCUGGCGAUUUAUGCAAUGGGAAGGUAUGGGAAUGCUGAAGCAUUAUGUAAAUUCAUUCAUCGAUGGAACAGGGUAUGGAUGUCCAUGGCCAAGACAUGUUUUGGAAUAUUGGGAGAGACGAAACGAUAAGCAGUUACUGUUCUUGAAAUAUGAAGACGUAGUUCGGGACAGGCCAUCUGCCAUUCAACGUAUAGCUGAAUUUCUGGGACGAUCUCUUAAUGAUGAUGAAGUACUGAGAAUCAGUGAACAUUGUAAAGUAGAUAAUAUGAGAAGGAAUAGUAUGGUUAACUUGUCGUAUUGGAGAAACUUCAAAUACCUGGACGACAGUUCCGUAUAUGCUUUCAUUAACAAAGGUCAACCUGGAGCCUGGCGUGAUGUACUGACACCAGACCAAAGCACGAAGAUUGAUCAGUUAAUACAACAGUUAGAAAAAUAUGGUUUAGAAAUAGAAGAUACUUGAAAAUUCAGUGAUAAUGUUGUUGAUUUGAC
Molecule: messenger RNA, 1673 nt
Organism: Mercenaria mercenaria
Lineage: Eukaryota; Metazoa; Mollusca; Bivalvia; Venerida; Veneridae
Product: sulfotransferase 4A1-like
Exons: 7
Coding region: 802-1644 (280 amino acids)
Biological process (GO): sulfation
Cellular component (GO): cytoplasm
Molecular function (GO): sulfotransferase activity
Source: RefSeq, a predicted model, not a curated record